CUCUCCGUAGCCUAGGUAUUUUCACACAUUUUAUUCCACUUUUGUCAGCUUUCUUUCCUUGGUAUAUUUCUCUCGGCAGCAGUAGUUGUACAUAAUGGUACUCGUGCUACCUGAGAUAAGCUGAAGCACAUGCCAUUAAUUUCCUAUCCUGCUUCUUCUUUGUGGAUCUGAAUUAUUGACAGGGGAGAGCAACAGCAAUGGCAGUGAGCAACAGCUACGUAGUAAUCAAGGCUCAUAUAGAUGGGUCACCAAAAGAGAGUGAUUUUGAGCUCAAAUCAGAGUCUAUUUCCCUGUUGCUGGACUCUGGUUCAAAUGAUGUUAUACUGAAAAAUCUCUAUUUAUCCAUAGAUCCUUACCAGCUAAACCGCAUGAAAAGUCAGAGCUCAUCACAAAUAUAUUCCACUUUAGCCGCUGCAAUUAAUCCUGGCGAGGCUAUUAAUGGUUAUGGAGUGGGAGAAGUUUUGGUUUCUGGGAAUCCUGAAUUCCAGAAAGGUGACUUGGUUGUAGGGCUCAUUACAUGGGGAGAAUAUAGUGUCAUAAAACCAGGUGGCAUGCUAAGGAAAUUGGAACUUAUGGGAUUUCCAUUGUCAAACCAUGUUGGAAUUCUAGGAUUUAGCGGACUGACAGCCUAUGCUGGGUUUUUCGAAGUAUGCAAACCCAAGAAGGGGGAGAAGGUGUUUGUAUCUGCUGCUUCUGGAUCGGUCGGGAAUUUGGUCGGACAGUAUGCAAAGCUGUUCGGUUGCUAUGUGGUUGGCUGCGCCGGAAGCAAAGAAAAGGUAGAACUCCUGAAAGAAAAGCUUGGUUUUGAUGAUGCAUUCAACUAUAAGGAACAAACAGAUUUGAAGGCAACUCUCAAAAGGUACUUCCCAGAUGGGAUUGACAUAUAUUUUGACAAUGUUGGGGCAGAAAUGCAAGAGGCAGCAAUAGCUAACAUGAAUUUGUUUGGUAGAGUAGCUAUUUGUGGUGUGAUCUCUGAGUAUACAGAUAGCGGAAGAAAAGCUGCACCUGAUAUGAUAGAUAUUGUGUAUAGGAGAAUCAAAAUCCAAGGGUUUUUAGCUGCUGAUUUUUUGAAUGUUUAUGCUGAUUUCAUUUCAACAACUUGUGAUCAUCUUCGGGCUGGCAAGAUGCACAUACUUGAAGACAUCUCAACUGGUGUUGAAAGCAUUCCUUCCUCUUUAAUUGGACUUUUUAGAGGUCAUAAUGUUGGGAAGAAGAUGGUUCAAUUAUCUGAUACAUAGUCUCAAUCAUAUAGAGGUUUGGAGGUGGUUUUUAAAACAGAUAACAAUAAGAAAAGGAAAUUCAACUUGUUGCCUGUAACCAUGAUCUUAAUUGCAACGAUGGUUUUUCAAGUGGC
Molecule: messenger RNA, 1354 nt
Organism: Manihot esculenta (cassava)
Lineage: Eukaryota; Viridiplantae; Streptophyta; Magnoliopsida; Malpighiales; Euphorbiaceae
Product: 2-alkenal reductase (NADP(+)-dependent)
Exons: 5
Coding region: 198-1238 (346 amino acids)
Molecular function (GO): oxidoreductase activity, acting on the CH-CH group of donors, NAD or NADP as acceptor
Source: RefSeq, a predicted model, not a curated record